Molecule: messenger RNA, 210 nt
Organism: Adineta ricciae
Lineage: Eukaryota; Metazoa; Rotifera; Eurotatoria; Adinetida; Adinetidae
Source: the annotation of a GenBank genome assembly
AUGAUCUAUCUUUGGCACGUUCUCUUAAUUGGCGACGAUUUUGUUCUUCGCACCAUUUUCGACAGUCUGCUUUUUUCACAUAUUGCUUUCGAUGGUGUUGCUCGAACAGCGUACCGAGGUGUCGUUCAAUGCCGUUUUGGUAGAGCAAGAGUUUAUGUUACUCCGAACAAAAUCCCAUGGAAAGGUUAUGGUAAUCUUACUGCUGCGUAA